CGCCGGGCCCCCCGCCCUCCCCGCGCGCCGCCUCCAGCGCGAGUGACAAUGCGCCUCCGGGCUCGGGGGCGGCGGCGCCGAGCAAUCCGGGCGGGCCGGCCUCGCCGGUGACAUCACUCGCGAGGAUACUCCUGCUCUCGGCGCCGCCUUCGCCAAGCGGCCGUCCGUCCGUCCGUGCACUGCCGUCCGCUGCCGGAGCGGGUCCUCGCCGGCCGGGACAGAGCCGGGCACCGCGGAGCGACAGGAUCCGAGGAGCAGGGAGAGCGGAGACAGCGAGGGAGGGAGGACCCGCGCGGACGACAGCAUGAAAUUGAGCCCCGCGCGCUACUUGCUGUCCCUCCUGCCGGCGCUGGUCCUCAGCACCAGAUGAUACUAUAGAUUGAAGGUUCUCCAGGCUCCUAUUUCCUCUGUGCCUUAAUCUUUGCUCACCAUAAGGCUGAUGUAUAGGAUGAAGGAAAGACAAGAAUCACAAUAAAGACACAACAGGACCAUGAAGAGCUAGAAAAGCAGCUGAAAGAAGUCUUUAAGGAGCGAAGCACCAUCCUCCGACAGUUUACAAAGACAUCAAGAGAACUUGAUGGAAUUAAAAUCAACCUUAAGACUUUGAGAAAUGAUGAAAAAUCGGCCAAAACAGAUGUUCAGAAGCUUCUGGAAAUAGGUCAGAAACAAAGAGAACAAAUGAAGUCUCUCCAGGAGGUCCUGCAAAAUCAACUUAAAGAAACAUCUGAGAAAGCAGAAAAACAGCAGGCUACUAUUAAUUUUUUAAAGACUGAAGUGGAAAGAAAGAGCAAAUUGAUCCGAGAUCUCCAGAAUGAGAAUAAAAGCUUGAAAACCAAACUCUUGUCAGGAAACAAGCUAUGUGGCCUCCAUGCAGAAGAGUCAAAAAAAAUUCAAGCCCAGCUGAAGGAGCUUCGUUAUGGGAAGAAGGACUUAUUAUUUAAGGCCCAACAGCUUACUGAUCUGGAGCAAAAAUUAGCUGUGGCCAAAAAUCAGUUGGAGAAAGCGGCUCUUGACAGGGAAUCGCAGCUGAAAGCAAUGGAGACUGUACAACUCUGCCUGUCAACUGUUUUCCGUGAUCAGUCUCACCCUUUUAGUCUACUGAGGCCAACUCCAACUCAGAUGUCAACUCGGCCCAGGACAAUCGAUUCUGUGACUCCAGAAGUAAGGACAAAAAACAAGCCUCAACAGAAGAUUCCUGUAAGCAAUGAGAGCUCUGAAGCUGAGACAAAAAAGGAAGAAUAUCUGAGUACUCCUGAGUGCAAUUCUCAAAACCUUUCACAGGAGGGAAAUAUCUGUUCAAUGAAGCACACAGAAAAUCCCCCAAGAGGUGAUACUAUAAAAGCGGAGCCUGACCCGCAGAAAUUGCAAAUGCCUCCUUGUCCUGAAUGUGAGGUGAAAAAAAAUCCUGAAAAACAAUUGACCAGCUUUGGAGGGAGGGCAAUGAGAGAAGAAAAAAUACUGUAAAUACCAAGAAACUGUGUUAAAAACAUCCAUUUCCUAUUAUGUUCAUACUCUUUUUUGACCACAGGCUUAAUGGACAUACUAAGUUUUUAAAGCAUGCAAAUUUUUCAUGGUUUUAUGUAAUUUUAUAAAGUAACCUACAUAUUUUCCAAAAGAUUACAGGCCAAUUAUGAUCCUUAAGCAAUAACCUAAUUAAAAUGGAUAUCCGCAGUCAUAGACAGUCAUUCUCAUCAGUAAAUUGCCCAUUAUAAAUUGGUCUGUUUGAACUCAAAUGAAAUAUAUAAUAUUUAAUUCCUCUUUUCCCUUUGGGUGUCUAGUACUUUUAUGAUCUAAUUUUUUAAUCAACCUGAGGAUUAUAAAAUGUUGUAGAUCCUCAGCAUUCUUAGAUUCUAAAUUGCAACUGCAUCAUAAAGAUUUUGGUCCACACUAGCCAGUUGGAUCACUUUUCCAAGGUUGGAAUCUGUGCUGACCUAAGCACAUUGUUUAUUUGAGGGUGUUCAUUGCUAUUCUUUUUAUUUUAAACCAUGUCUAAAUGUUGAGACAAUUGUGUGAGGGAUUUAGUCAGUUAGCAAUUGAUUAAAUAUGUUCUGUAUUGAAUAUCUGAAUGCAUGACUAAAUUUCUGACAUGAUUGAUUAGAUUUUUUUGCCUUCUGUAGAUAACAUCCCUAUGGUUGUCUGCUGGAAUUAUUUCAAGUUAGGAAACAGUUGUUUGAAAUGCCCAGCAUUAUUUUUAGUAUGAUAUUGGGUAGUAGAAUGUGGGAUGGGAAAAGGGUUCCAAAAUAUAAAUAUGUAAGCUGAUAAUAUACAUUUUAAAAAUGGGGAUUUGAUUAAAGUAAAACAGCCAUGUUGAACCAACGAACCCAGAUUUCUAUAUUUUGAAAACAAAUGUGUCUUACAACAGAUCAGUGGCUGUGAUAGUGUUUGAAGUUGGGGCUCUGUGUAAGAAUAGCACUGAUCAAAUAAAUGUACCCCUAAAUAAUCUAAAUGUAGUUUACAAGCAAGAGGAAUUGACAUUUGGAUAAUUAUCUCAUUGAUAAGAUCAAUGAAGCAUCAAGAUUACAGACUCAAAUUAAUGGGUUAAAUGAUCCAGUUAGACUAUCUGCAUCAAAUAUAUUCACUUGUACUGUUUAGACCUAUUUGCAAAUGCAUAAUCCAUAUAAAACCAUUGUUUUUAUAGAAAGGAUCUAUGAACUCAAAAUUAAUACAUUUGAAACACUGUAUCCUGGCAGGCUGUGUUAGAAGAUAGUUAAUAAUAAAAAUAAUAAUAGAAUAAAAUGAAAUCUGUAAUCAAUAGAUUAACUUAAAUUCAGAGAAAAAAUGGUACACCUUUGAUCACAAUGACAUAUUGAAAUAAUUGUGGUAAUUGGAGAAGUAGCAAACUAUCAUUAAUAGUAAACGUAAUAUUGUGAUAUAUUCAUGUAACAAUGUGCUUGCAGAAUAAUUCAGUGUCAUUUGUCAUUUUUUUUUUUAGGAUUGCAGUUUACCUAAGAAAGAAAGAGAGUUAGUUUUAUAGUUCAUUCAUAGGGUUUUCAGAUGAAGUGACCAGGAUAGAAGGAAAGAUCAAGGUCUGAAGUCCCUGCUGACUCCUUUUCAGUUCUAGAACUCAUUUCAUCCUUAUGAGAUAGAGUAUUGCUAGUUCCCAAUGGCUGUUUCUUACAAUUUCUCCACUACAACCAGAAACCCUAACCAUCUCCAAAGGUUUCUGAAAGGGAAGCAGAUAAUUUAGUUUUAAUUUAGGUUCACUCUCCCACCCCAUCCCCAUGCCCCAUGCCCCAACUUCCUUCCUAGAGUCGCUGGAUCCUAUAAGUUAAUCACCAUUUCACUUUAGCAUGGUAAGUUUUGAGACACCUUUGGAAUGAAUAAAAAGAGAAUCAGGCUGACAUUUUCUGAAAUUUUUAUAGGGUAACAUUAUAAGAUGAGAAUUUGGCUUAAUACUAAUAAAAUCUGAAGAGCUUCAUUUGUAAAUUAUUUUUCUAUGCUCCAAAUCCCUAUUCAUAUAUGUGCCAAUGUAAUCAAUUUGCUUCUCUUAAUUACUGGUAUGAUCAAGUGGGCUUUGAAUGAGUAUAAUGUAUAUAUUUUUUUCUUGAAUGAUAGAAAGCAUUAUGCAUCUUGUAGAAUUUACUGUGGUGUACUCACUGCAUUAUUUGUUUCAAAACAAAAAGAUUUUAUAGCAGAAGUGCUUUAUAAAUAAAUUUAAGAAAUAUUCUGGGAGUUCCUUUUAGUAGCUAAGCACAGAAUUCUUUUUUCUUUUUUUUAGUAUGUUCUGUGACUCUAAUGAAUGCAUUUUAUUUCCUCUCCAUCUUUUAAUUGUUUUAAAAUAGUACCAGUGAGUUUUAAAAUGCUUUACUUAUAUGUGUGGCUUUUGUCCAUAAAAGAGAUGCCAUUCCUUAUUAUAUCUUUAUUAACAGCUAUAUAAAUAGAUGUUGUUUUUGAGGAUUUAACAUUCAUAGCCUAAGUACCCUCAUGUGGAAGAAACUGUUAACCUAAAUGUUGAAUAUAGUUAGUAUAGUUAUAUUAUAUACCUCUAUGUAAUGGAAGCAGUGAAAGAUUACUUAAGUUUUGCUGAAUAUGAAUUGAUUCCUACUGAAAAACAAACAUAAUUUCCAAUGGAAUAACUUGUUUCCACAUAGGUAUAACAAAGCUAACAAAAAAAAUUAUUUCUCUCUAGUUAAUUUAAAAUAUUAAAGCUUUAUGUUCAACCCAAGUUAGGAAUUUGUUUUGGACUUUGUGUUUCCCUUUAUACACAGUAACUAUGCAAAUUGAACCGAUGCCUAAAAUCUGUAAGACCUAAAUGAAUACUGACUCUAUCCAUCCAGGGUCAACCUGCUCAGAAGAAAAGUGAAUAAUUCAGCGACUCAUCUAGAUAUGGUUUUCUGUGUGAUCUCAAAUCUCUGAAUACUGAAUAUACUAGAUCACUAAUUUUUUUCAUUCUUUAAGCAGGUAGUUAGUUUUGCAGUGCUAUUAUAGACACAGUUCUGUUUCAUAAAAAUAUACUGGAUUACAAGUCUAAAACAGUUAUAUGUGAUGGCAACAUUCACUCUUUUAGAUUGCAAUGUAGUAUCUGGAUUAAAACAAUAUUUGAAUUUUGCUAUAAUGGAACCUAUUAUUUUUAUAGCUCAGGUACUAUAAUUAACACUAAUUGCAGCAAAGUCUGAUAUAAUUAUUGGCAUUGUAGAGUGAGCUGGCCAGACCUAGAGAGUAAUGAAAACAUAUACUUGUUUACAUAGGGAACAUUUUUUAGUCAUAUGUUCAGUCUUAAAUAUCCCCAAGUACUUGUUCAUCUGGAUUAUGUUACAUAAUAUGAAUGGUCAAGUGAUGAAGAAUAAAAGGUACUAAAAGAUGGCCUAUUUUUGCUCAAUAAAGAUUUGUUAUUAAGACUACAAUGUAUAAAUUAUCCUACAUAAACUGAAAAACAACGCAUAUUAACAUUAAAAAUAGUACUUGCUUCUGUGUGUCAAGAGCUAAGAACUUUGUGGAAUUAUCAUCCUAGAGGUUUCUUCAAUCUCUCUUUCCAAUGUCAUAGAAACCUUUUAUUUUGAGUGUUUUUUUUUAAUAGAGUUCCAUGAUGGCAGACAUUUUUGUCUUUUUGUUUGUAAAUGAGUCUCAGGUGCUUAGAAUUAGCUGCCUCAUAAAGGUGCUUAAAUAUUUGUUGGAUGAAUUCAUUCAGAACCAGAGCAGCAAGGAAAGAAGUAAAGGAGGUCACAAAAAGCAUAUUCCAGUGUGACAGCAGAGACUCACAAGACAGUCUUUUAGGGAGAGAAAAUAAAAACCUUGUUUUAAUUUUGUUUUGUUUUGUUUCCUUUGCUUUUUUUCUUUGGAAGCCAGAUUGGUGGGCCUGUGGCUGGGACUUUAAGCAGAAUAAAUAUGGCACUCCAGAGUGAAUUUUGGAAUGCUGCUCGAUGUAGUAGACACAAUUUACAUGGCACAUGUGUGUGUUUUGAAAACAGCUUUGACAUUCAUGUGGACAAUACAGGUCACUUAAUUGCUUUUAGUAUUAGCUUCUAGCAUCUUGGUUAGAGUAGUUGAACUUAAUUUUGGAGAUUGUCUUCUUCAUUCUACUGAACCCUAGUCCUUUAGCAGACAUAACUGAAAGGCUGCUGAGGAAGUAAAUGAACAUCUAGGAGGUGGGAUUCUGGACUCCAUAAACCAUCACCUUCAGCUAGAACAAUCUGUUCUUUUAUAUAAUGUCUUCGCUGGGCUUAGACAUUCUACAUAUACUUUUAAUGGAGAAAGGGCAUCCAAGUCUAAAGUGAUUAGAAAAUCGCUAAGAUAAUAUCUAUGAACCCUUCUUCCCAUUUGUUCAAGGUCCAUUUAAUAAAUAUUUGAGAUUCUAAAACGUGCCUGCCAUUCUACUUUUUGUUGAGGAUCCAAUAGUAAGCAAAAGUAGUAGGUAUGAAUACUAUUAUUGUUCUUAAUGUGCACUACCCACUGUUUUAGAUUUAAAAACAAAUUACUAGUUAAAUAUUCAAAGGAUUAUUUGAGGCUGAUAUUAUAAGAAUAAUAAGCUAUUCUUAUUUCACAGAUGGGAAAAUUGAGUAGAAAAUAUUAACUGAAUUGACCAAGAUCACACAGCUAGUCAGAAGAGGAGGGAUACAGAGCUGGCAAUGAGUUGGGGCAGUCCAUGUGCUUCGCCACUUCACCACACUGCCUAUCCUGUGAAGGCCAGAGUCCUGCCUUCCUGAAGCUUACAGUUUAGAGGAAGAGACAACCAUUGAUGAAGGAUACAGAUAAAUGCAUGGCUGCUACAAAGAGAAACCAGGGUUCACUUUACAGCAUACCAUAUGGCAGGGGAGCCACAAGAAUGUAUCUUGGCUGUGUGACAUCUUCACUGAGAAAAUGAUAAGAAACUAAGAUUAAUGAAUAUGUAGUAUUUUGCAUGGGUACACAAAACUUCAAAAAUAAAUUUUUAUAGUGUUCUCAGAUACAAGAUAACAAUGUAUGGAAGUGAACACUCAUAUUCAAACAAAUAGACAGUUGUGAAUUAGUGUUCAAAAAACAAAAUCACCAUAUGGAAAAAUUGCCAACACUUUCUCUUCUUUGAAAGCUAGGAUAUCUGACUGUCUUAGGUAUAGAUGACAAUGAAAUGUAAGUUUCUUCCAUAGAAACCUUCCAAAUAGGUUUCUUCUGUUUCCUUUCAUAAAAAUAGAAAUUAUAAUUUUCAGGCUGAUACUUAUGGUAUUCUCUCUCUCUCAGAAAAGCCACAGAUUUGAUAUCAUAAUGACUGACAAAAAUGUCUGUGUAGUACUUCAAUCGUGACAUUUCAGCAUUUUCCUCAGAAAUAAAGUAGAUGUGGUGUGUAUAUGUUCUGCUUUUCUCCUGUACUUAGUACCCCUACUCCUAAAUUCCUCAAUUCCUUUGAAAGCACCAUUUCACUUCAUGUCAUGUAGACACAGUGGCAUCUCAGGAGGGUCAUGUAAUGCAAUAAUUUGUUCCUAGAAAAUUAGGCACUAUCUGAGGCUCCUGGAACAAACAGUUGACCUUUGUACCUGAUCUACUGCUGAAUGAGCGGACUUCCAUGGACAAUGUCUUUACCAAGAUUGAGAAGAAGAGAGAGCAACCUGUACUGUUUCUUGUCCUUUUUCUGACUCUGGCUUAUGUUUACCACUUUUUUCAAUAAAACACUUCCCAUUAAAAUCAAUCAGGAGACAGAUAUUCAGCAGAUGGUCCCAGCUCAAAUUUAGAAGAUGCAACAAAGUUGGGCAGAGGAUGAACACCUCUGAUAAGUUCCUGUUUAAUUAGCAGCACAUUCAAAGUGACAGGUUGGUGCUUCUUCCCCUGCAAAUUUCAGUUUGGCUCCUUUAGAUGUCUUCAACCUUGUUCCCCUAACUGAAAGAUUGUUUAGGCAGGAAAACCCGAAAGCUUCUCCUUAUGCCUUUCCUUGGAAUAAUGUGUUAAUUAUGUAAAGUAUAGUUUCCAUUUGGCAGAGAGACGGUAUCUUGAAAUGGUCAUGUUUCCAACAUGAGUAAAAUGUACUGACACUUUGUUUAGGAAAACACUGAGAGUGACUGCACCAGGUGAUUCUGACACAUAGAAGAGGAGUAGUACAGUAUGUGUAAGGGGUAGGGACAAUAUGGGUAAGAGGAAUAGAUAAAGAGAACAGGUUAUGAAGAGCACAAUUUAAACUGACUCUUUUAAUCCC
Manis pentadactyla (Chinese pangolin) is the source of this 7600-nucleotide messenger RNA. RefSeq names its product leucine zipper protein 2 (gene LUZP2). The record is from RefSeq and is a predicted model, not a curated record. The coding region runs from base 679 to 1464 and encodes 261 amino acids. The transcript has 13 exons. NCBI's taxonomy places the organism in Eukaryota, Metazoa, Chordata, Mammalia, Pholidota, Manidae.